GUGAAAGCCAAAUGGACAAUAAUGGAUGGAACGUUAGUGAUUCUUCAGCCUUCGAUCAAUUCAUGUCAAGUGGAGAUGACUUGGAUUAUCCAGUCAAAUCUAUUCUCCUUUAAUCACAAAGUACUUAUUUUGACGCAAUAUCAUUUAUAUCAAGAGACAGCUUGGGUCUGAAUAGUUCCAGAAAAUAUGAAUCAUGUUCUAUAUGUAACAUUUUCAUCUACUGCGAUAAGGAAACACGUCACAAGCAUUACUAAUGAAUUUUUGUAUCUUAAGAUCACGAUCUUGAUAUCCGAUUAUUGUUGUCUAUCAGCAAUCAGUAUCGUUUCGGUCACCUUUUCCGCAAGAGUACGCAUUUCUCGCGAAUCAGAAUUGCGUUGUAUAUCUUAAGUUGCACAAAAAUAAAAAUCACGUCUAAAUAAUGAAUUAGAGAAUAUUAAGGAGUAUCUGACAUUUCUCAUUGAGGGGAUAAAGUGAAAUAAGUGUAUUAAUAUUACGCACAAUGUGAUGAACAUGUGCAUGUAUAUGCAUAGGUUAUCGUAUGCAGGUCAAUAUAUUAUACACGGUCACGUUUUCAGUAGAUAGAUAUGUAAAGUUCAAGUUAUAUUAGAUAAAGGUAAAAAACAGAAUGUAAACAUUUUUCAUGUUAUACCUUUACUUGUGAAGAAAACAUUUAAUAAUAGUGGCUUUAGUUUUAAAAAGUAAUAAGAAUGCAUUGUUUCUAACAUCAAACUAAAAAAAAUUAUUUAAUUUGAAUUUAUAGUUAUGAGGAUAUGCAUUGAUAGAGAUAGAUUUUUAGUAUAAGUUUAGAAUUGCACAAUGCGAGUUGGAUGUGUCAUUUAGAGUAAAAAUAAGGUGUGUUACGUCGUAAGAAGUAUAAUGUAUGGUGGAGAAAUGUGUGAUACGAAACGAUUAACGCAUCCCAAAUUGUUUAUUUCGGGUCCCACUGGAAGUGACGACGCUUGCGCUAAUGAGCAACAAACUGAUUCUUGGUUUACAAGUUUUCUUAGACUAUUCUGUAGACGAAUGCGUAAAGAAUGGCCUGCAAAUAUUGAUAAGAGUCUUGUCAAGGAAACUUCUACAUUAUUUUUAUCUGGGAUAGGACCUCAAGAUGUUAAUCCUAACUGGCUGAGCUCUAAUAUACCCGAUACUGUUAGGGUUUUAUUAGUAUUCGGAAAGGAAGAUCAGCAGUUAGAGGUUCUUGCUUCAGUAGCAAGAAAAAUAAACUGGCAUGUCUCGAUUGCAAAAAAUUUAGACACUGCAGUCCAGAUGUUCCAAAAUCAAUUUCACGAUUUAGUGAUAAUUGAUCACAGAGGAUUACAUGGUCAAGAAACUUGCAGGGCCCUCAGGAGCACAAAUUGCCAUCCUAGUUCUGUUAUCAUAGCACUGGUAAAAAAGUCAUUUUUCAAGAUUGCAGAUGAGAAGGAAGGAAUUUCUGCUGUACGUUUAUUGGACGUUGGAUUUACUAGAGCCCUUAUGGAGUGCUCCCAUAACAAGAUAUUAGUAAAUGAACUCUUAGAAAUAUAUACAAGUGCGAUCAGGCCAAAAACUCAACUCGCCGCCGCGCAUGCGCUCUACUUAGCAGUUGACAGAUGUAGGGAUAUGGUUCAUGUAACAAAUGAGCAACAUAUCUUGCAGUUUGCAAACAAAGUCAGUGAAAAAUUACUGGGAUACAAAAUGGAAGAAUUGGUUGGAACAUGCCUAGCUGAGAUUAUAACGUGCGAACAUUUUGUUUUAAUGGAUCAACAAUUACAAAGGGGUCGUGAAUUCGAAGGAAACAUGAAUUGUAUAAGAAAAACUAAGGACACGAUUACCAUAAAUUGUAGGAUAAUACCAUUCUGUGCAUAUGGAAGAAAACCAACGCAUUACAUUUACGUGCACGACACAACAUAUUUGUUGGAAAAUUUAGGAUUAGGACCUACACACAUGGGAUUUCAUCAAAAUCCUAGAGAAGAGAAAUCCUUAAGAAGAGGCUCUUUUGAUGUCAAAUCUCUCGGAAGCGACACACAGAGGCGAGGUAGUUUGGCAAAAUUGAAUUUAGAAGCACCAAUCACAAAAGUCAUGAUUCUGCUAAACAAUGCCAUGUCAGAAGCAACGAAUCCAGAAGUCGCUAUGCAAAUAGACAAAGCAAUUGAGACACUCAAAAGUACCGAAUUAUAUGCACCAGUUAUGAAGGAAGACACCAAAAUAGUUCAUGAUCCUGUGACGUCAGACUUAAUUGGAGCUUUGAUUUCUGCACCUCAAUAUAAAGAUUGUCGAAAAUCAUCGCAUGAUUCUACUGGCAGAAUAUCAACAGUCAAGCUUUUUUCUCAUGGAAAUAUCAAGACGCAAGCCAAAACUUUACGGGCUCCUCACGAAAUAGACGAAUUACUUGAUAUGUGUAUGGAUUGGGAUUUCGAUAUUUUCAAAUUGGAGGUUUUGUCUGGCAUGAGACCUUUGGUUUUCUUAGGAUUAACAAUUAUGAAUCAGUAUCAGGUGGCCGCCGAGCUUGGUUGUGAUGAAAGGACACUGCAAAAUUGGUUAACGGUAAUAGAAGCCAAUUAUAGGUCAGAAAAUAGUUAUCACAAUUCUUCCCAUGCAGCUGACGUAUUACAGGCUAUAUCAAAAUACAUGAAAUCUGAAAGAUUAAAACCAAUUUUAAAUCCUUUGGAUGAAGCAGCAGCUCUCCUGGCUGCUGCUGCUCAUGAUCUUGAUCAUCCCGGAAGAUCAAGCCAGUUUCUUUGUAAUUCGAAUAAUAAAUUGGCGAUUUUAUACAACGAUCUUACGGUUCUGGAAUCCCAUCAUGCAUCACUGACAUUCAAAUUGACAUUGUCAGAUGAAAAUGUUAAUAUUUUCAAGAAUUUAGAGAGAGAAGAUUACAAAAUGUUGAGGCAAAAUAUUAUAGAUAUGAUUCUUGCGACUGAAAUGACAAAACAUUUUGAGCAUCUAGCAAAAUUCGUCAAUGUCUGCAGCACUAGAGGAGAUACACAGUCUGAGUGUUAUUCAGACGUAGACAUGUCUGUGCUCCUAUUACCAGAAAAUAUCACCUUAGUAAAAAGGAUGAUGAUCAAAUGUGCAGAUGUGUCAAAUCCAACGCGACCCUUAAGAAGUUGUGUCGAAUGGACGAGAAGAAUUGCUGAAGAGUAUUUCAAUCAGACUGAUGAAGAAAAGGUUAACAAAUUGCCAGUAGUAAUGCCCAUGUUUGACAGACAAACCUGCUCUAUUCCUAAAUCCCAAAUAGGCUUCAUAGAUUAUAUAAUUACGGACCUGAUUGAAGCAUGGAGUGCAUUCAUCGAUAUGCCAGAAAUGGUUGGACAUAUGAGGCAAAACUACGAAAGGUGGAAAGAAUAUCAUGAACAAGGAAUAUCUUCUCUACGAGACGUGGAGCUGUUACAACAAACGCCGGAAUUGGGGAUUUAUAAGUUACCUGGUUGUCAAUAGGGAUUCAGAUUUAAUUUUCUGUCCGUAAAACUGAGUUUUUAACUUUACUGUAUAAACUACAGAAAAGCAACUAUUUUAAAAGCAGUAUAAAUCAAAUUCUCACAUGCAAAUUUUUGUUAAAUAUAUAUUGUAAACAAUACUUAUCCAAUUUCAACCUUCCUUCUAAAAAUAGUAAAAAAGUAACACAUGGUAAAAUAAAAAACAGUGAUAAAUUUUCUUAAUUCUUUUUAAAAAGGAUAAAAAUCAACUACAGAAAUUCAAUAAUCCAGUGCGUCAUCUGCAUUUUACCUAAAAACCAAAGGAGGUGUGGAAAUCAUUAUUUAGCAACACUUUUUUCACAUGUGUAAGAGUUUUUUAUUUGUUUUCAAAUCUUUUCUCUUGCCAAUCAAGGAUAUCAAUAAUCGAAGGUAAAUUUCAAAUUUGAAGAUGAGUUACAUAUUCACGAAAGGGAAUUUUCGCUUUUUUUUUAUAAUGGAGCUUUUUCUGACAACAAAGUGGAUUUACAACUUGAAUCUUAAUCAUUUUAAACCAUGACAAUAUUUUUAAUCAAUACACGCACAGGAUUUUUAUUAUGUUUAAUGACAAUGUUGAUGUAAUUCAAGUGCUAAUACCACAUUAAUUAGGCAUCAAUGUACAAAGAUAUUGAGAAGCGAUGUUACUAAGUUACAAAUAUUUUUAAGUCUUGAGAUAGUGCAAAUAUUCGCUACAAAUUACAUAUGCACAUCGAAGGUGUAUAAAGUUACUAUAGCCGUUUUAUCCAGUACCAGUUAAGAAACAUUCUAACCAGAAGAAAUUCGAUUUUGAUGAUCUUAAUAUCAAAUUCUAUAAAUCUGCUAGAUUUUAUCAAUUUUACCAAUGAUGUUAUCAGACACUUAUGCCUACUUUUUUCUUAACACCUAGCAUUGUACCUCUAAAUAAUGCCACACAAUAGCACAUUAACUUUAAAAAAUGUUUGCGCCUUUAUUAAUUUCAAAUCAGGUAUCUGUUCAUCGAAUAUCUUACAAAUUGGGAGUUAUUAGUCCUAUUCUAAUUGCAAGCUAACCUACUAAUAAUAAUUCUCGUUUCAUUUGAAUCAGGGCGUUGGUGGGUGGCAAAAAAGACUUACAAAAAAAAAAAA
This is a messenger RNA of Belonocnema kinseyi, 4534 nucleotides long. It is a transcript of the gene Pde8, whose product is annotated as high affinity cAMP-specific and IBMX-insensitive 3',5'-cyclic phosphodiesterase 8. Gene Ontology annotation, biological process: positive regulation of ERK1 and ERK2 cascade; signal transduction. NCBI's taxonomy places the organism in Eukaryota, Metazoa, Arthropoda, Insecta, Hymenoptera, Cynipidae. The record is from RefSeq and is a predicted model, not a curated record. The transcript has 19 exons. Gene Ontology annotation, molecular function: 3',5'-cyclic-nucleotide phosphodiesterase activity; structural constituent of eye lens. Bases 877 to 3417 code for a protein of 846 amino acids.